Messenger RNA from Engraulis encrasicolus (European anchovy), 3111 nucleotides. RefSeq names its product SMAD specific E3 ubiquitin protein ligase 2 (gene smurf2). Lineage: Eukaryota; Metazoa; Chordata; Actinopteri; Clupeiformes; Engraulidae. Gene Ontology annotation, biological process: protein polyubiquitination; proteasome-mediated ubiquitin-dependent protein catabolic process; negative regulation of BMP signaling pathway. Gene Ontology annotation, cellular component: cytoplasm. Gene Ontology annotation, molecular function: ubiquitin protein ligase activity; protein binding. Bases 394 to 2892 code for a protein of 832 amino acids. The record is from RefSeq and is a predicted model, not a curated record. The transcript has 20 exons.
AGUUCUUGGUGUGCAGCCUUCCCGAAGAUGGAGAGAGGCGCACUCACGUAGGUCUCCCGUCAACGUGGAUACUCUGCUUCUCUCGUAGAACUGAACGACUGGCUUCGCUCCCUCGGCGCUCGGAGAAGUUAACAAAUCACUUUUAGUAUUUUUCAACGUUUUAUAUCCUCUCUCUAUUGAGGUUUUUUGUUCCACGGGCCCUGCGGAGUUGCGCUGCUCGAAUGUUAGGGUAAUGGUUGUGCUAUGCACAUCCGGGCUACAAUGCCGUGACUCCAUUACUCCCCAUUCACUGUAAAACUAGAAACCAGGGGGGCCGGGUGGCUUAUUUCACCAAGAUUUAUGAUUUGUAAACAUUUUUGAUACGUUUUUCAUCAAGCUGGAACACAAAGGGACAUGUCUAAUCAAGGGGUGAGGAGAAAUGGCCCAGUGAAACUGCGGUUGACAGUCCUUUGUGCGAAGAACUUGUGCAAGAAAGACUUCUUCCGCCUCCCUGACCCAUUCGCCAAGGUGGUUGUGGACGGCUCGGGACAAUGCCACUCAACGGACACAGUCAGAAACACACUGGACCCCAAAUGGAACCAACAUUAUGACCUAUAUAUUGGCAAGUCGGACUCCAUCACCAUCAGCGUGUGGAACCACAAGAAGAUCCACAAGAAGCAGGGGGCGGGCUUCCUGGGCUGCGUACGCCUGCUCUCCAACGCCAUCAACCGCCUCAAAGACACUGGCUAUCACAGACUCGACCUCAACAAGUUGGGCCCUAAUGACAACGAGACUGUGAGGGGGCAGAUUGUGGUGAGCCUGCAGUCUCGUGACCGUAUCGGCACAGGAGGCCCAGUGGUGGACUGCAGCCGGCUAUUCGACAAUGACUUACCAGACGGCUGGGAGGAGAGAAGAACGGUGUCCGGCCGGAUCCAGUACCUCAACCACAUAACACGCACCACCCAGUGGGAGAGGCCUACUAGGCCUGCUUCGGAGUACUCGAGUCCCGCUGGUCGCCCGCUGAGCUGCCUGGUGGAUGAGAACACGCCCGUGCCCAUCCUAGAGCCCGUGGUGGUGAACGGGCCGCUGGUGAACGGGGCGUCGAGCGGACAGAGCCAGGGGCAGAACCAGAGCCAGGGGCAAAACCAGGGGCAGGGGCAAAACCAGAGCCAGAGCCAGGGGCAGCAGGGGCAGCAGAACCAGGGGACGCCCGGCAGCGGUGACCCUCGGGCACAGGAGCGCCGCGUCCGCUCCCAGCGGCAUCGAAACUACAUGAGCCGCACCCACCUGCACAACACCCCCGACCUGCCCGAGGGAUACGAGCAGAGGACGACGCAGCAAGGACAGGUCUACUUUCUGCACACCCAGACGGGCGUCAGCACCUGGCACGACCCCCGCGUACCCAGGGACCUGAGCAACGUGAACUGUGAGGAGUUGGGUCCUCUCCCGCCGGGCUGGGAGAUCCGCAACACCGCCACGGGCCGCGUCUACUUUGUGGACCACAACAACCGCACCACCCAGUUCACCGACCCACGCCUCUCCGCCAACCUCCACCUCGUACUCAACAGUCCGAGCCCCAACGGUCCCAAUGGCUCAUCACGUGUUGGUAUGGAGAGCCAAAACUCUAACCUCAGUCGUCCUCCGCCGUGUAAGGAGCCUCAUCCCCCUCAGCAGGUGCCCGCGGUGCUGGCCCUCUCCCCCGCGGUGCUGGCCCUGUCCCCCGCGGUGCUGUCUCCGGACGACGCCGAGUGCCUGACGGUGCCCAAGUACAAGCGGGACCUGGUGCAGAAGCUGAAGAUCCUCAGACAGGAGCUGUCCCAGCAGCAGCCGCAGGCCGGCCACUGUCGCAUCGAGGUGUCCCGAGAGGAGAUCUUCGAGGAGUCAUAUCGUCAGGUGAUGAAGAUGAGGCCUAAAGACCUGUGGAAGAGACUGAUGGUCAAGUUCAGAGGUGAAGAAGGACUCGACUACGGAGGGGUGGCCAGGGAGUGGCUGUACUUGCUGUCCCAUGAGAUGCUGAAUCCCUACUACGGCCUGUUCCAGUACUCCCGCGACGACAUCUACACGCUGCAGAUCAACCCGGACUCCGCAGUCAACCCUGAGAACUUGUCGUAUUUCCACUUCGUGGGGCGCAUCAUGGGCAUGGCUGUGUUCCACGGCCACUACAUCGACGGCGGCUUCACGCUGCCCUUCUACAAGCAGCUGCUGGGCAAGCCCAUCACGCUGGACGACAUGGAGAGCGUCGACCCCGACCUGCACAACAGCCUCGUCUGGAUCCUGGACAACGACAUCACGGGUGUCCUGGACCACACCUUCUGCGUGGAGCACAACGCGUACGGCGAGAUCAUCCAGCACGAGCUGAAGCCCAACGGCAAGAGCGUCGCCGUCACCGAGGAAACCAAGAAGGAGUACGUCAGGCUGUAUGUGAACUGGCGUUUCCUGCGGGGCAUCGAGGCUCAGUUCCUUGCGCUCCAGAAGGGCUUCAACGAGGUCAUCCCACAGCACCUGCUCAAGGCCUUCGAUGAGAAGGAGCUGGAGCUGAUCGUGUGCGGGCUGGGCAAGAUCGACAUCAACGACUGGAAGUCCAACACGCGCCUGAAGCACUGCACGCCGGACACCAACAUUGUGAAGUGGUUCUGGUGCGCGGUGGAGUCCUACGAUGAGGAGCGCCGCGCUCGCCUGCUGCAGUUUGUCACCGGCUCCUCCAGAGUCCCCCUGCAGGGCUUCAAGGCAUUACAAGGAGCUGCAGGACCUCGCCAGUUCACCAUCCAUCAGAUAGAUGCAAACACCAACAACCUGCCCAAAGCACACACCUGCUUCAACCGGAUCGACAUGCCCCCCUACGAGCACUACGACAAGCUCUACGACAAGCUGCUAACGGCCAUCGAGGAGACGUGCGGCUUCGCUGUGGAGUGACCACACGACACGACACGACGGACACAAACAAGCCAUCUAGCCAUCGAGCGACACGACACGAAGCAGAGCCACACAUAAGAGACACACGAGAGACUCCUCAACAUAGAGAGAGAGAGAGAGAGAGAGAGAAUAUGAAAAGAAGGAGGGAGUGGAUGGUGACUCUGGGCUCUAGAAGCGUGUUCUUUUCCACCACAGGGCUGUCCCCUGUCCCCUGUCCCC